Messenger RNA from Penicillium robsamsonii, 1572 nucleotides. RefSeq lists its product as uncharacterized. The transcript has 3 exons. The coding region runs from base 1 to 1572 and encodes 523 amino acids. Lineage: Eukaryota; Fungi; Ascomycota; Eurotiomycetes; Eurotiales; Aspergillaceae. The record is from RefSeq and is a predicted model, not a curated record.
AUGUUUUCGCUCGACAUGUCCGCGAACGAAGAACGGUUAGUAUCGACACUGACCAGGUCGAGCGCCGUCCCGCUGUCGGGCCCUGACACGGAUGCAUCGGCACCAUCUGCCUCAGACCAUGCCCCCCAAAUCGCCAAAUCCGGAAGGCGACAACGCGCAGCCGAAUCGAAGAACAAAUCCUCCAAGAAUCAACACUUCUACUUCGUUGAUCAGAACUCGUCAUCCAAAGAAAAGCGCGCUCAUGUUAUGCGCCACCAUGUGCAGGAAAAAAGGAAAAAGCGCAAGAUGUCGGGCACACUCUCGACAGAGCAAAUCCCAGACCAUAGCUCAUAUCCACCGAAGAAAGAGGGAACUGUCGAAGAGACUCGACUGGAGUCGCCCCCGACAGCUGUACAAAACUUCCCCAAUGGGGAAACUUCGCUUCAAAUCAGAUACUCAAAUAUGAAGUCGGAACCUCAUACAUCCACGCUACCAUACAUUGGCUCCCCAAUCACGAUACUCGAUGCUUCGCGAAGGGAUCCGUUUGCCAGCCUCCCAAUCCAAUACGACAGCACUGAUAUUGAGUUGGCCGACUAUUGGAGGAACAAGUUGACUUAUUGGUCCGGACAAAACCUUCAUGUGAAAAACCAGAUUUUCCGCACGGCUAUGGGAAACCCUCUUUCAUUCAAGGCAGUAGUGCUGUCCUACUGCGCACGGUGGAAAGCACAACUAUACGAUAUGUCUGACAGCACCGAAAUUCAAUGCCAUGCUGGUCAAGCCGCGAAACUCAUUGAUGAAGCUACCUCGGGCUCGGCGCUAGUCAGAGUGGACGAUCUUGCAAUGGCUUUGGGUGGAAUGGCCUUGCACGAAGGACGCUUCGGGAACAAGCAACUGGCCCAGAUAUAUGUUGACCGUGCGGUCCAGGCCAUCCGACCACGAACAGGAACCAACAGGCCCGUGGAAGUAUUUAUCCACUACAUCCGAUAUCUUAUGAUGCCAGAAGGCCCGGGGACCAGUUUGGCUGAACAACAAUGGCUGCUCAUCUUUCUCCGCGGAGCCGAAGACCUCAUGCGGCAACACAGCUCCCCGGAAUACCUCCUUCAAGCGCCCAACAGACUCAAAGCAUUCCAGAUGGAGAGUCCUUUAUUUACCCUGCUUUCUAGUGGACCGCGGCCGUCUCAAGUGCCGUAUGAGUCGCGUGUAUAUGUGGUCCGUGAUGCGCAUACCCAAGAGGUCAGCCGAACGGCGGCGCUUAUCUAUAUUACGGCUGCACUGUGGGAUUUCCAGGGGUCCCCAGAUAAGACCGACCGAUUCCUUCACUAUCUAUGUACGGCGGCCAAACAGCACCAUCUCGAUCGUGAUCCAGCUUGUGAAACCCUUCUGUGGUUGCUGCUGGAGGAAGGACAUGAUUUCGAUUUACAAGACCCCGAACGUGGAUGGUCCACUGGCGAGCUACUCAAGGCACACAAACAGCUACGACCGGACCUCCAGUUCCAUUUUAAUGAGAUUCUCAUGAAUUUCUUAUCUUUUCAGAUACCUAUUCGCGGGGUCACUGCAUUUGAAGAGGAGCUUCGACAUGCAUAUAAUCAAUGA